AUGCUCUCGGCAGCACGAAGAGCCGUGCUCGGCCAGACCUGGACGAGGCCAGCGUUCGCAACUUUCGCAACCAGCCCCUCCGCUCUUCGGAGGCUACUCUCAUCUCUUGCAGUCCUCGAGCAGCGGGAUGGCAAGCUCAAUGCCGGAUCUUUGAGUGCAGUCACAGCCGCGCAAAAGCUUGGAGGCUCCGUACAUGCAAUCGUUGCCGGGUCGAGCGUCAAGGGUGUGGCCGAAGAGGCUGCCAAGGUCGGAGGUGUAGAAAAGGUGCUGGUAGUCGAGAACAGCGCAUAUGAGAAGGGUCUCCCAGAGAACUAUGCGCCACUCUUAGUUGAAAAUAUCAAAAAGGGCGGCUACACCCACGUCAUUGCCGGCCACACAGCAUUUGGCAAGAGGUUGAUGCCUCGGGUCGCCGCUUUGCUUGACUCGCAGCAAAUAUCCGACAUCACGGCCAUCGAGAGCGAGGAUACCUUUGUCCGCCCCAUCUACGCCGGAAACGCCAUCGCCACCGUUCAGUCGAGUGAUCCGGUCAAGAUCAUCACCAUCCGAGGCACGGCCUUCCAGGCAGCCCCGACGGAGGGCGGAUCGGCAGCCAUCGAGGACGGUGCCGACCCCAAGGCCGAGUGUGCGUCCGAGUGGGUUUCGGAGGACCUGGCCAAGUCGGACAGGCCAGACCUCGCGACUGCUGGCCGCGUGGUUUCGGGUGGCAGGGGCCUCAAGUCCAAGGAUGACUUUGACAAGAUCAUGCUGCCGCUUGCAGACGCCCUGGGAGCCGCGGUUGGUGCCUCGCGUGCGGCUGUAGACAGCGGUUACGCGGACAACAGCCUGCAGGUCGGGCAGACGGGCAAGGUGGUUGCGCCGCAGCUUUACAUGGCUGUGGGUAUCUCGGGCGCAAUACAGCAUCUCGCCGGUAUGAAGGACAGCAAGGUUAUUGCCGCCAUUAACAAGGAUGCCGACGCGCCAAUCUUCCAGGUCGCUGAUGUCGGUCUCGUUGGGGACUUGUUUGAGAAGGUACCAGAGCUGACCGAGAAGCUCGGCAAGUCAUGA
Pyricularia grisea is the source of this 1044-nucleotide messenger RNA. RefSeq lists its product as uncharacterized. The record is from RefSeq and is a predicted model, not a curated record. The coding region runs from base 1 to 1044 and encodes 347 amino acids. Gene Ontology annotation, molecular function: flavin adenine dinucleotide binding; electron transfer activity. Gene Ontology annotation, cellular component: mitochondrion. Lineage: Eukaryota; Fungi; Ascomycota; Sordariomycetes; Magnaporthales; Pyriculariaceae. The transcript is spliced from 2 exons.